AUGGAAAGCGAGCUAAGCAGAAUAGCAAAGCUGAUAAAAAAUGAAGAGCAAUGCAAAAAAGAUGGGAACUCCAUGAAAGAGAAAAAGCUUGUGUUGCUGGUAGAGGAUUUGUACGUUCAGUCACUGUACCCAUUGUACGGUGGUCUCACCGGAGAGUACGUAAAAUCAGGUCCGAGCAAAGUGGAUAGGAUGUCCUCAGCGUCUUCCUCUAGCUCGGAAUCUGAGUACUUUUCCUCAGAGGAAGUUGAUUAUAAUUCAGACAUCAACGAUUCAAACCAAUCUACUUCUCAACUACUAAAUCCAGAGCUUCAACUUGAAAGCCAAUCACGUCAAGUUAAACAACUCUUGUUUGCAAAGAAUGCUGAUUUGCACAGACGAGUUUUUGAGCUUCAACUGUUACUUAACGACACCAAAGGAACAGUGUCUGUGUUACAGGCAAAACUCCAAACAAACGAGGAUCGUUCAGCGUCAAAAAUUGCUGAAUUGAUGGCACGGAUACACGAGCUCGAACAAGAGGCAAAGUCUCUGCGGACGCAGAAAGGAAAAGUGGAAGAGAAGAUUAGACGCAGCAGAAACGAAGCAUCGAGCCAGAAGAAGGACUUGGAAGACCAGAUUAAUGCCAUGCAACAAAUGUUAGAUUCCUUGAGAAAUCACAACAAAGAGUUGGAGGUACAAUUGGAAAGAACGAGAGUAGAAGCUUCGAAAUCAUGCUCGGUUAGAAUACAAAAUCACGGGGAGGAUUUGAGUGAAGAAAAGGAGUGUUUUCUUGCAAGAAUAAAGGACCUGGAACUGGAAUUGGAAUCUCGAUGCAGUAAACAGCAGGAUUUGGAGGAUAGAAAGAAAGAACUAGAAAGAGCAAUGGCACGGGGAGUGCAAGAGAUAUGUGAAGUUUUUAGGGAUCAUGAGGGUUGUAAAGAAGGAGCUACCAUUACCAUAGAUGGUGAAGGUUUAAAAAGUGUAGUUGAAAAAUUAAAAAGCAGGGUGGGUGAUCAGGAGGAAACGAUAAAGAAGCUAACAGAAAGCAUUGAAGAAAUAGGUGCAGAGAAAGAGGAGAAAGAGAAGAUCUUGAAAGAAAUGGUGUGGAAGUUAGAAGCGAUGGUGAGCAAAGAAGCAGGGGAGAAACUGAAUCUGAUGAAACAAGUGAGGCAGCUUGAAAGGAAAGUAGAAAACUUGGAAAGGGAUGUGAAAGAGAAGGAUGGUGAUUUGGUGGGGCUUGCCGAGAAGAAGAAGGAAGCAAUAAGACAACUUUGUUCUCUGGUUGAGUUUCAUCGUAAUCGCUAUGUCUAUCUAAAGGAUUCCAUGUCAAAGAGAAACAAGUUUUGGUAA
Vigna radiata var. radiata (mung bean) is the source of this 1326-nucleotide messenger RNA. Its product is annotated as myosin-10-like. The transcript has a single exon. Lineage: Eukaryota; Viridiplantae; Streptophyta; Magnoliopsida; Fabales; Fabaceae. The record is from RefSeq and is a predicted model, not a curated record. Bases 1 to 1326 code for a protein of 441 amino acids.